UUAAAAAAACUAGUAUGCAACGGGCAACUUGAGCAACUUACGGCCACAUUUAGCUGUCACGAUCCGAUCUUCAAGAAAAUAUUUCAUCAUUUUUCUUUAAUAAAAGCCGAAAAACCAACACACUAUGGCAGCGAAAGUCGGCCCCCUUGUUUCGAAGUUGCUUGCUGAUGCUCGCCCGAAAUUCGCCACCUUCCUGAAAUACGCCAAAGUGGAACUUACUCCACCAUCGCCCGGCGACAUUCCAGAAAUCCGAGCUGGCAUUGGCCGAUUGCUCAGUGGAGCUAAAAAUGGUAAGUGGAAGCAACUUACAGUGCGCGAGGGAUGGUUGAACUCCCUGGUCGCUGUUGAAGUUCUCUGCUGGUUCUAUGUUGGUGAAUGUAUUGGAAAACGCCACAUUGUUGGAUAUGAUGUCUAAAUUUAAUGUUAACAAGAAAUAGAAUGUGGUUCAUAAUGUAGCAUAAAUAAACUUGAAACAAUCUGUAUGUAUAUGUAA
Dalotia coriaria is the source of this 493-nucleotide messenger RNA. RefSeq names its product ATP synthase, subunit G (gene ATPsynG). The transcript is spliced from 3 exons. The record is from RefSeq and is a predicted model, not a curated record. NCBI's taxonomy places the organism in Eukaryota, Metazoa, Arthropoda, Insecta, Coleoptera, Staphylinidae. Bases 125 to 415 code for a protein of 96 amino acids. Gene Ontology annotation, biological process: proton motive force-driven ATP synthesis. Gene Ontology annotation, molecular function: proton-transporting ATP synthase activity, rotational mechanism.